Messenger RNA from Gymnodraco acuticeps, 1826 nucleotides. RefSeq names its product rhodopsin-like. Bases 76 to 1137 code for a protein of 353 amino acids. Lineage: Eukaryota; Metazoa; Chordata; Actinopteri; Perciformes; Bathydraconidae. Gene Ontology annotation, biological process: G protein-coupled receptor signaling pathway; phototransduction; visual perception. The record is from RefSeq and is a predicted model, not a curated record. Gene Ontology annotation, molecular function: G protein-coupled receptor activity. Gene Ontology annotation, cellular component: photoreceptor outer segment; membrane. The transcript is spliced from 5 exons.
CUGACAAGAGACACAGACUAUUGUAUUCUAGUGUAAAGGUCUCGGAGGGAAGGAAGAACACCCCCAUCUGCAGCCAUGAAAGGCACAGAAGGUCCCAACUUUUAUGUCCCCAUGUCUAACAAGACUGGGGUGGUGCGCAGCCCCUUUGAGCACCCUCAGUACUACCUGGCUGAGCCCUGGAAGUACUCUAUUGUGGCUGCGUACAUGCUGUUUCUCAUCUUUACCGCCUUCCCCAUCAACUUCCUCACCCUCUUUGUCACCGUCAAAAACAAAAGGCUGAGGAACCCUCUGAACUAUGUCCUGCUCAACCUGGCCGUGGCCGACCUCUUCAUGGUGGUUGGCGGCUUCACGGUCGCUCUCUACACCGCCCUGAACGGGUACUUCAUCUUGGGCGUCACCGGCUGCAACGUUGAGGGAUUCUUUGCCACCUUAGGAGGAGAGAUUGGUCUCUGGUCCCUGGUGGUUUUGGCUAUUGAGCGCUACGUUGUGGUCUGUAAACCAAUGACCAACUUCCUCUUUGAGGAAAAACAUGCCAUAGCUGGCCUGGCUUUCACAUGGAUCAUGGCCCUGACCUGUGCUCUUCCCCCUCUGCUCGGAUGGUCACGGUACAUCCCAGAGGGAAUGCAGUGUUCCUGUGGGAUCGACUACUACAGUCCCAAUCCUGAGUUCCACAACACCUCAUUCGUCAUCUAUAUGUUUGUCCUCCAUUUCACGAUCCCCCUCUUCAUCAUUUUCUUCUGCUACAGUCGCCUACUCUGCACUGUGCGAGCGGCUGCAGCCCAGCAGCAGGAGUCUGAAUCCACCCAGAGAGCGGAGAAGGAGGUGACCCGCAUGGUUAUCGUCAUGGUGAUGUCCUUCCUGAUGUGCUGGGUGCCCUACGCCACCGUGGCCUGGUACAUCUUUGCCAAUCAAGGGACUGAGUUUGGACCAGUCUUCAUGACCGCUCCCGCCUUCUUCGCCAAGAGUUCUGCUCUGUACAACCCGAUCAUCUACAUUCUGCUGAACAGACAGUUCAGAAACUGCAUGAUCACCACGGUGUGUUGUGGAAAAAACCCAUUUGGAGAGGUUGAGGUCUCUGGUGCUUCCACAUCCAAAACUCAGACUUCAGUCAUAUCCAGCCAAGUGGCUCCUGCUUGACCGGUUCCCCCCUCCCCCCUACCACCUUUGAUGUCCCAUCUGUCCCAGCACACCUAGGGACCCGCCCACGCCAAGCAACACUCCUCUAUUGGCCAAUCCUCUUGACUUACCUCUCCAUGUGUCUUCACUGCCCAGGCACAACCACUCUCUCGGUUGGACUGACGAUCUCUAGAGUCAGCAUGUGUAUUUUCAAUCCAUUUAAUCAUGGAAAGUGUUCAGCUGGCUUAACCGAGUUUAACCCGGCAUCAAGGGGUGUUGUGAUGAUCCAACUGAACACAUUCCAAGCUCCCCACUACCCCAAAACACAUAAUAGGUCAAUACAAACUGGUAUACGUUGCAGCUAUAUAUAACCCCAAAAUGCGCUUCAAACAAUCCAUUUUAUGAUUACUUGGGUGAGAUUAGUCAUGAAUCUUUUGAGUUUUUAAGGUAUCAGAUGGGGCUGUGGUCUUGUCUCUCCUCUUGACUUUAUGCAGAGGAGGGGUUGUUAGUUUGCUCUUGGCAUUGACUGAGACAUGAGUGUAAACAGAUGGACCAGAAAAAAAAUCCUCUGCAGGGAGAGGGCACCUCCUGCAAGUGUGUGUGUGUGUGUGUGUGUGUGUGUGUGUGUGUGUGUGUGUGUGUGGAGGAUGUCAGAACGCAGUGUGUGUAUUAUAGCGAAAUGGGGAUAUUAUUUUGUUUAUUAUGUUAAA